CUCCAAAUCUACAGCUUCAGGAACACUUGACCAUGGCUGACGACGAUCAAGACAUCUUCGAUGCACUGGAGCGCGAAGCGUCUGAGUUUACAAAAGAUGCAGAAAUUGAUCGCAUCCGCAAGGCAUUCUCCCUCGAUGCUUACGCCGUUCUAGACCUACAGCCCGGUGUUCCUGAAAAGGACAUUAAGAUACAAUACCGCAAGAAGUCUCUUCUUAUUCAUCCGGAUAAGACCAAGAAUCCGGCUGCGCCAGAUGCUUUUGAUCGACUGAAAAAGGCACAGACCUCACUCCUUGACGAGAAGGAGCGCACCUACCUGGACGAAUGCAUUGCAGACGCGCGACGUCUGUUGAUCCGUGAACACAAAUACACCGUUGACUCUCCGGAGCUGAAAACCGAGGAGUUCAAGAAGGAAUGGCGACAGAAGACCGUUCAGGUUCUCUUAGAAGAGGAAGCACGGCGUCGGCGACAAGCUAAAGCGCGCAUGCAGGAAGAGGGACGAGAGAAGCGCAAGGAGGAGGAAGAGCUUGAUGCGCGCAAACGUAAGCGUGAUCAAGACAAAGCGUGGGAAGAUACUCGGGAGGAGCGCAUUGGGAGUUGGCGGGAUUGGAAGAAGGGGAAGUCGGGCGACGAUAAGAAGAAGAAAAAGAAGAUGAAGGUUCUUGGGUGAGCUUCACUAGAAAG
Messenger RNA from Penicillium pulvis, 682 nucleotides. RefSeq lists its product as uncharacterized. The record is from RefSeq and is a predicted model, not a curated record. Bases 33 to 668 code for a protein of 211 amino acids. NCBI's taxonomy places the organism in Eukaryota, Fungi, Ascomycota, Eurotiomycetes, Eurotiales, Aspergillaceae. The transcript is spliced from 2 exons.